AUGGAAGAAGAAGCGGAUAUAAUCAGUAGAUUACCAGACAAUAUUCUGCAUGAGAUUCUUUCUUUUGUUGAUUUGAAACAUGCAGUACGAACUAGUGUUUUGGCGAAAAGAUGGCUAAAGGUCUGGAUGUCUGUCCCUAGUAUAACAUUAAGUUGGAGUGAAUUUUUAGAAGAGAAAACUGCAUUUUUGGAAGAAGAAGAGAUUGAUCAUGCUAUAGAUGGGCUACGGGAUAGGUUUAUAGGUAUUGUCAACAAAGUUUUCAAUCGCCGUGAUGAGUACUCUAAUAUAGAGAUGAUCAAGUUAGGAUUUGUUAUGCAUAAUCAUAUUUUAGAAGAGAAUUUCAAUAGAUGGAUCCUUGAAGCCGUGAAACUUCGGAGUUUGCAAAGGCUUUUCUCAAGUUGCCCACUUCUGGAAUCAGUAAUCAUACGAGAGUGUGAUAUACAAACAAACAAUCAAAGGAAUGUCAUUAUUGGUUCUGACAGCCUUCAAACUUGUAUACUAGUAAGCAAUCGUCGUACAAAUCUGGGUUCGGCGGAUCAGUUUUUGACUUAUAAUACUAAGAUAUCUGGUCCAAAUGCGGAAGGCUUAAGGUGCACUGGCUUCCUGACAGAAGAUUUUUCCUUGGAAAACUUUUCCUCUCUAGUCGCCGCUCAUGUUAAGAUGAAAUUAAAAGAAGUUGAAGCAGAUGAAACUGCGCAGACUUAUUCUGAGCUGCCCGCUGUGGAAAAAGAAGUUUUUGCAAAGCGCAUGAUGAAAGUUUUAGGAGCAGUUCAUAACGUGCAACAACUGACUCUGUCAUCUGGGUUCCUUGAGGUUCUCUUACAAGCUCCUGGCAUAUUAAACGGACAACCUCUACGAUUGAGUAAUUUGGAAAUUCUGAAGCUGGAAAUAAGGUUUACAAGAGGCUGUUUGCGUUCAAUAGCAUACUUACUCAAGAUAUCUCCUGCUAUAACAGCUCUUAAACUUAAAUCCUUGGAGUCGAGUUUAGCAGAAGUUGGAGAUGAUUGGGAAGAGGAAUUCUUAUUGGGGUGCACGUUUUCUCACCUCAAGUAUGUCGAGAUCAAAGAGGUGGAAGCAUGUGAUAAUGCAGUCAAAUUUCUGAGAUUUUUAACAAAAAACUCAACGGUUUUGGAGGAAGUGAAUUUGUUCUUUCGGUCUAGUGACGCACCUGAUAGAGGGAGACGACUAAGUGAAUUUGUAGAGAAUCUAAAAAAGUUUGAAGUAGCUUCUCCAAGUAUGCAAAUAAACUUUGUUAAACCACCGGAGAAGAGUUAAGUCCGUUUUUACAAAGAUGAUCAAAGCAAGAGGCUAGACCUGACAGGUCAAUGUACUUGCUCCCCAGUUUGUUUGUUUUUUUUUUGGUUCUAAUCGUUAUUAAGAUUUAUCUC
Messenger RNA from Papaver somniferum (opium poppy), 1388 nucleotides. Its product is annotated as F-box/LRR-repeat protein At5g02910-like. The transcript is spliced from 4 exons. The record is from RefSeq and is a predicted model, not a curated record. Bases 1 to 1275 code for a protein of 424 amino acids. Lineage: Eukaryota; Viridiplantae; Streptophyta; Magnoliopsida; Ranunculales; Papaveraceae. Gene Ontology annotation, molecular function: protein binding.